Molecule: messenger RNA, 4180 nt
Organism: Phyllopteryx taeniolatus (common seadragon)
Lineage: Eukaryota; Metazoa; Chordata; Actinopteri; Syngnathiformes; Syngnathidae
Gene: kansl1l
Product: KAT8 regulatory NSL complex subunit 1-like
Exons: 15
Coding region: 221-2437 (738 amino acids)
Cellular component (GO): NSL complex
Molecular function (GO): histone acetyltransferase binding
Source: RefSeq, a predicted model, not a curated record
GCUACCAAGUGGAUGUCUGGAUGCAACGAAGGCUUCAAGUCAGUUGUCAGCAGCUCUCGUCGUCGGUACAAACCGACCGCUGGAUGUCCCCAAACCUGUCAAAUGUCGCUUUAGUCGUUUGGAAAAAGGUCGGCAGCAUGGAAACUCCCCACAUCUGCGGCGUUUGUGUGGACAUAUGAGCUCCAAUAAGCGACAUGGACCGUAUGUGCAUAAAGCCUAAAUGCAGAGCGCAGAGGUGGAGUUUCAGAUGAGAUCAACAGAAGGUGGAGAUUUCCAGAAGAUGUGGCUGGACCUCUCUUCACUUUCCCCUUUGGAAGCACCCGUUAGCCCUUUGUGGUCGCCAAUUGCAUUCGGAGGCCAGCGCUCACUCCAGGGCUCCAAUGAAUUGAUAGAUGCUCCCCGGAUGUCCUCCAUCUUACCAGGUGUACCAGACAUCGCCAUAGUCUCUGACUAUAAUAGUCAAGGGGCUUGUCACUUGAAUGCAUCUGCGUGUGUGCCAGAUGGAGUUGAUCACUCCUCCCUUAUCAUAGUUUCUCCUCCCGAUUCCCAAGUGAAGGCAGAUCAAAGUAGCCCUGCUCUUGGUUCGGGGCAGGGAAUUUGGAAAAUUGUGCUAGAGAAUGCGGUGAAAGAGUCGCAGUCCAGACAUGCAGCACUAAACAUCCGAGCACGGAGGCUGAAGAGGAGUGCGCAGACCCUGCUGGCAGAGAUCACCUCACUGCACUGCAGCCAGCAUUUGGAAGGGCUGAGAAAACUUUGUGUUUUAGACUCCAAAGACCCUGGAAAGCUUGCCUCACGGGCACUGCUCAGACACCUACAGCAGGAUCUGGACUCGGAGGCCACGGCCAGCAGUAGCUCUGACGAAGCGCAAGAUGAGGUCAGGUCCCACAGAGGAGCCAAGACGAUCUGCAGCAGCUGUGAACACAAGUGGUUGGAAGAGAGAGCAGAGAUUGGAAGCAGAUGGAUUUGGUUGCAGCUACGUCUGGCUGACCUUGAAGGAAAGCUCGAACAACUUGGGGAACUCCACAAAAACAUUCGCUCCAAUAAGAUUGGCGUGGUGCUUGCUGAGUCCCAACCACCCACGGACAGGCAGAUCCAGCAAACCCUCUUAAAGGAAAUGGCAGGUCUUUCCUGCUCAACCUUAGACGCUGACAUGGAACCAUGCAGCCCCAAUCGUCUUCUUUACAACAUUGAACGACAGAGUGCUCAGCUCAGCCAGAUCGUCAACACUCUGAUGCUUCCUCUCGGCUUCUCAGCACCUUCAAAACAACAGGUGUGGAAUAGUGGGAGAGACAUCUCCAGUGGGGCCAGAGGAGACGUUUUUAUGCCAUGGGGAUCCAACAGAAGACUGAGGAAGCUCUAUAAGUCCGAUGUGUCGUGUGUAUGUGCUCGGACCAGACCCCUGGUCACCCACCGAAAGCCCAAAUUGUUCUUUUUCGAUUCCUACAAUGCUAGUCCACGAGACUUGCUGAAGUCCACUGCUCCUCUCUUGUGUUCUUGUCAUUCUUCUUGUGAUCCCGUGGUCCAGUGCUCUGACCCUGACUGCAGCAGCAGCAGCAGGACAUUCACCUCACUCAGAACUCCGUCUGUGUUACCACCAUCAUGUGAAAGUCCACAGAGGAGUCUGGGGAGAGAGCGAUGGUUCCAAAAACAUUUAGUCAUUGAUGUCCGACCACCGAGUCCAUCUCACUAUAACAGAUGCAGGCCCACACUAUACAACACUCCUGUCUGUCUUCGAGGCCACAGACACAUGCGCCAAGCUGGGCCUGGCAUGCAUCUGUCAUCAAUUAAGUUGGCUGAUUCCACACCGCAUCAACGCAGAAGAAGCAAUCAGCAAAAGAGAAAGACAAAACACACUUUCAUAAAAGGUGUGUGUAAAAAUGAGAUGUCUGAAGCCUAUCAUCUGUUGGACCCAGAGGAAAUUUUUGAUGAGAGCUUCAAAAAGGGCUUCGUAUGUCAACACAGCAACAGGAAGGUCAACAUGCCAGUGAGCAAAGUGGAGAAGAUGCUGUCCAAGCAUAUUCUCACGCCAAGUUGGCACGUUGUUGACAUCCAGUGUCUAGUUAAGGAGACUGAGAGAGACACCGAGGAGGGGCAGGUGGAAGUCCUCACUGAUGCGGUCUUUGCUCAGAGACACUUGGCUUUAGAGCUAAAGGAGAAAUUAUACUCAAAACCCUGUGGAAGGAGAACAUGCCGCAGACAUCCUACAAGACCUGGCAGCAGAUCGCGAGGCAGUGUCGGUGUGGCGUGCAAAUCACGAUUGGAGAGCUCCGUGGAGUGGAGUCAUUCACAGUUGAAGCCUGAUGAACAGCUAAGCUUAGAGCAGAGGCUGCCACACUGGGAGCUGAGGACUUUUCCGUUAGACAAGAAUGAAGAAAAAGCCCUGCUGGAUGACAAUGUGGAGACACUGCGCCCUCUAGCAGACAACACGUGUGCAUAGAACUGAGAGCAGCUGAGCAAGAGGUGCCUCACCACUUGCAUAUAAGCAUGUAAUCCACAUUUGUUAAUGUUUAAAAGGGAGUCGUGUGGCAACAGUGUUGUCAAUCCCGCCUUAGAAUUUUUUUGGGCUAAUUUUUUUUCUGUACUUGAAUAUCCGGUAUUGAGGACAUUUUCUGCCUUGUGUCAAUUCUUUUUUUUCUCAUCAUUUUGUCAAAAAAAUAAUGUAAGUGAUUAUAUCAUCAUAUAUCACAUAUUUUAAUUCCUUAUCCACUCAACAAACACAGUCUGGUUUUUUUUCUGCUCCAUUUUACGCUUUCUAUAUUUGUUCAUAACUGUCACAAAAUCAUAAAUAAUUCUCUUUGAGAUGUAGAGUAACCCUUAAACUAAACAUGUCACUUGUCAUUAUGUCUUGGACUGUGCCAUUGGAAUGAUGUGAUCCUCUGCUAAUUUAUUGCUUUAAUACUUGUGUGUUGUGUAACAUUCUAAACAACUUUACAUUUUUUAAUAUAUAUUUUUUUAAUGUUAUACUCCAAUGCAGAAGCAGGUAGCGAUGUAUACGGACAAAUAGAUACAUACCAGCACUACUACUUAUACAUUGUAGUAUCAGGCUUAUUUAUUGUGGUGAUUGUCCUGUAUUAUUUAUUUUCACUUCUGGAUGUAAAACAUUUGCAUCAUGUGUGAGGAGAAGCGGCUCAGAAAAUGGAUUGAUGGAUGGACUUUGUGACAUACACAUUUAUGUAGCUAUUACUUAAUUCAGAUAAGUCUUUAUAUUCCAUGCCAUUGUGCAGGUUGAUGUCAUUGUGAACCAAAAGUAAUUUCUAAACAUAAACUUUUUGUAAAGUAUUGUGUUAUGUAGGCAUGUAUAACUCUGUUGCUAAGUGGUUGGGGGCUGCACCAAACUACAACCACAACAUGUUAAUAACAUACAGUACUGUAUUGUUGAAUUUAUAUCUCUGACAAUGUCACUCAACCUUACAUUAAAAAAAAAAAACAUUCUAAGAAACAAAGAAAACUACUGUCGACUACAUUUACUACACCGACAGCAUGCUGUUUGUAGUAGUUUCUUUCAGUUUUAAAGACACUCAGCAAUUUGGACACAGAGUUCAACACUUUGAAAUGAGCUCCAGUUAUUAUUUUAUUCUUUUGAAAUAUGUAUGCUACUUCAGCCAAGUCCUUAAUGGGAUGGCACUAACCUAAGUUAAUUGUGGCAGGACAAACGAAUGUCAAGUCAUUUCAGCGAUACGGAUGAUUAACAUAUAUGGAGGUCAGUGGUGUCAAGGUGCUGUGCUUCUCACCUCCAAAUUGUAAUCUCCUUCACCGCUACCAGGGGAGCCAAAAGGCAGAUGGUAGACAAGAUCACCCUUCUCAUCUAUACUUUUUGUGUCCCGCAAGUAAAAUUCAAGAUAGUUCUGCUUUUUAUGUUCCACGUAUAAUUUUGUCUUGAACCUGACACAUUCUGGUCUCCAAUGUAAGUAUGACUGAACUAUCACUGUUCAAUUGAUUUAUUUCAUCUUAAAUCAGGCAAGUAGAGAUGCUUUGUUGUGCUUGAAUGGUGUGAGGGAAUCCUGUAUUUCCCAGUCUAUGCCUAUUUGAUCUAUUUCGUCUGCAUAUGUAAGUGGAACCCAAAUACCUGUAAAUGACAAUGAAAAAUGUCCUAUAUGGGCCUCGUGCAAUAAGCAACUAACAAGGUUUUGGAGUUUUUACCAAUAGUUUCCUCCACCACACCCAAAAUAAAUGGGUCUAU